This is a messenger RNA of Dendronephthya gigantea, 1748 nucleotides long. RefSeq lists its product as uncharacterized. The record is from RefSeq and is a predicted model, not a curated record. The transcript has 2 exons. NCBI's taxonomy places the organism in Eukaryota, Metazoa, Cnidaria, Anthozoa, Malacalcyonacea, Nephtheidae. The coding region runs from base 88 to 1074 and encodes 328 amino acids.
AAAGGGUAAUAUACGUAUGUCUUAGUCUAUACCCUCGUCUCGUAUUCACUUAUAUCCUUUACUUUCGUGCGCAAAAGCUUAAAGUGAAUGGGCAGUAUGUUCUCACUUUUAUACUGUUUUAUUGGGUCGUUUUUCAUAUUCACAUGUGCUCUUGCGAGCAAUGAAACAAGGAAUGGAAACAGGAGUUCUAUCAACGACUGCAUUCAUCUGACAGACAUGGCUCAAAUUUCACGACUGGGUGAAAUCUUUGAAAGCAAGCUCGUAAACAUCGUGGAUCUUCAUUUCUCUGUUGACAGUGAUUUUAAUGAAACAAUGUUUCAUCGUAUGCAAUUAACACUGGUUAACAUGGUAGGGUUAAAAAUUACAUUGUUGCUGGACUCGUAUCUUUUCAGUUAUAGUAAAGAUUUCACUUCGACAUUAAACGCUGGCCGUCGAAGCUUUGAAUUACAUGCCAAUAUAAGUCAUGAAGGAUGUGUUGGUCGAAAUCUCAGUAGCCUGGAUUUUGUGGACAGUUUAUUGCAACAGCUUCAAGAAAAAUAUUUUGCAUUGAAAAAGAUGAUUUACGAAGAGUGUCGAGAUAAUGCUUACAAGGAGAAACACUUAGAGACAAUUCGCCGUCAAAAAGGCCGUAACACAAAACUUGUGCCUGUAGUUUCCCGGAAACUCUAUCAUAAAAUCAGAGAAAGGCUCCUUCCGUACUACAAAAGCUUCUUCUAUUACAGUUUCACAGUCGUUACUCUGAUCAUUCCGCUUUCGACAAUUCUUUACGGAGAACUUGAAACCGUCAGAGAAAUCGAUGUUACACCCACAAAUAGUCUUCUGAUAUCGUUGAUGAUUGGCGUUCUCCCAUAUGCGUACAAUUCAAUAAUACAAGCAAGAAAUGGUGAAGACUGGAGGGCAGCGUGGAAAGAGGAAAUCAAAAUGAAUGUUAAAUGUAUGGUGCAAGAUAAUCCAGAUUUAGCUAAAACUAUUUUGGUAAUUCGUCCUGAUGGCACGGCUGAUGAUGAUGCAGAUGACGAGCAGCCUGAACAGGAAAUGGUACAGGACAGAACACUUUAUGAGACAAGUGUUUAGAUAGUUUCAGUCAAAAUGAACAAUAACAUUAGUUGUUUGGGACAGGCGAAACUUUAAACUGCCUUUUAAACGACUAGCCUUUUUCAAAUAGGCUGUCGACAAUGGCGGUCCCGGGUUAAUUAAGGCUGCUUUCCACUUAACCUUUUUUCUUACGCACGUGUACCCACGGAAAAUUUUGAAUGCUUCUAAAUUUUUAUUACUUUUAAGGUCAAAUGCAUAUAAAAACUAAAGGCCCUUUUCCACUCAUCGCGAGAAGCCACUCGGAGCCUCGCUCGAGUGUUUGCAUGUAAUUAAAAUCAAUCAAAGCAUUUUCAUUGGAUCAAAACCCUCGCAGCAAGGCUCCGAGUUCGCCAUUGGGAUGAGUGGAAGAUACAGCCUUAAAGAUACAAUAAAAGUAGCCCUUGCAUAUAACCUACAAUAUUAAUAAAUAUAUUCAUUUAAUAAUAAUUAAAUAUAUUCAGUAUGUAUGAUUACAAUUGAAUAUACAAUAUCAUUACAGAAAUUGUAGUUAAGAACGUAUAGAUUUCUUAAAUAUGUAAUAUUAUAGACAUAGUCGUUGUAUACUCAGGAUACAGUCUGGCUUAAAGAUACAAUAAGUAGCCCUUGCAUAUAACCUACAAUAUUCAUAUAAAUAUAUUCAUUUGAUAAUAAUGAAAUAUAUUCAGUAUGUAAGA